UUGGAGACAAAAUUUUGUGUGAGAAACAGUCCGAAGUUCAAUCUCUUCCCCACAUUUAGACUGCUAAUAAAACAAGCCUCUCCCCAAAUCCUUUAUUCUAGCCUUUCCCUAACAAUGGCUCUAUUAACUAAUCAAUCUUUUUAAUUUGUAAUGUUUAAACCUUUUUUAAAAAAAAAUUAAAAAAAAAAGUGAAAAUAAUAAUAAAAGAGUUUACCUGAGAAUUAGGUUCAGGAUGGCCUCAAGGAGCCUCUCCUAUACACAACUCCUAGGCCUCCUGUCCUUUAUACUCCUCUUGGUCACAACCACCACUAUGGCGGUUCGUGUUGGAGUCAUUCUUCAUAAGCCUUCUGCUCCAACUCUUCCUGUUUUCAGAGAAGCCCCGGCUUUUCGAAACGGUGAUCAAUGCGGGACUCGUGAGGCUGAUCAGAUUCAUAUCGCCAUGACUCUCGACACAAACUACCUCCGUGGCACAAUGGCUGCCGUUUUGUCUCUCCUUCAACAUUCCACUUGCCCUGAAAACCUCUCUUUUCAUUUCCUGUCCCUUCCUCAUUUCGAAAACGACCUUUUCACCAGCAUCAAAUCAACCUUUCCUUACCUAAACUUCAAGAUUUAUCAGUUUGAUCCAAACCUCGUCCGCAGCAAGAUAUCGAAAUCCAUCAGGCAAGCCCUUGAUCAGCCUCUUAACUACGCAAGAAUCUACCUCGCGGAUAUCAUCCCUAGCAGCGUUGACAGGAUCAUCUACUUAGACUCAGACCUCGUUGUGGUAGACGACAUAGAGAAGCUGUGGCAUGUGGAGAUGGAAGGUAAAGUGGUGGCUGCUCCCGAGUACUGCCACGCAAACUUCACCCAUUAUUUCACAAGAACUUUCUGGUCAGACCCGGUAUUGGUCAAAGUUCUUGAAGGAAAACGUCCGUGUUAUUUCAACACAGGGGUGAUGGUUGUGGAUGUAAACAAAUGGAGGAAAGGAAUGUAUACACAGAAGGUAGAAGAGUGGAUGACAAUUCAGAAGCAGAAGAGGAUAUACCAUUUGGGAUCAUUACCUCCGUUUCUGCUGAUAUUCGCCGGUGAUAUAAAAGCGGUUAAUCAUAGGUGGAACCAGCAUGGUCUAGGAGGUGAUAAUUUCGAAGGAAGAUGUAGAACGUUGCAUCCGGGACCGAUAAGUCUUCUUCACUGGAGUGGAAAAGGGAAGCCAUGGUUAAGACUAGAUUCAAGGAAGCCUUGUAUCGUUGAUCAUCUAUGGGCACCGUAUGAUCUGUACCGUUCAUCAAGACAUUCAUUAGAAGAGUAGAGAGGCAAAAGAAAAAAACCAUUAAACAUGGCACAUAUAGGAGAGGAGAAGAUACAAAAGAAAGCAGGGGUUUUUAGCGAUCAAAGAGAGCCAAAAAUGUUUCAUUACAAAGUGAAAAAAAGUUGUAAUGUUAAACACAUUGUUGUGCAUUUGAGCUCAGAGUGUGUUUCAUCACAAGAAGAGAUAGAUGGUAUUAUCAUCAUCAUCAUUUUUUUUUUCUCCUUUCUUCGGUUUUGUUUCCCUCUCUUUGAUUCAAACCUUUAGAAUAUUCCUCGUGUAAUAUACAUAGGUACAAACAAAAUGGAGGAUUAAAUUCAUUCUUUUUAUAAACAGAGAAUCGAAUCUAAAUUGUUUACAAAUCAUCAAAACUUUAUCACUAAAGAAAAAAGAUCCGACACAGAAACUAGCGACACUGUUUCGAAAUUCCGGUUACAGACAGUGGCUGUCUGAAAUCAAUCUACAUCAAUCCAGAACAAAACAGGAAGACAAUAAGUUUUACCAGAAUUAAGGCGAGAGACGUCACAAAUCUGCAGGAUUCUCCAACAAGCAAGCAUAAGGAACUUUUGGCCGGUAUAGUUUUGUCCGCUUCGGUCUCGGUUUAGUGGAAUUCCCGACGACAAGCUUACACCGCCGAUCAAUUUCGUGUCUUUCUUUGGGUUAGAUUCCGGUGUCUGGUAAUGGCGAAUCACUAACUAACGGAUUCUCUGAUUUGUAACUAACAUAACGCGGGAAAAAAACUAAAGGACGAGCAAACCAACCUCAGCUGAUUAUUAGAGAAAAAUAUUGAUAUACAGAAGAACCCUAGAUACCUCCGAUCCUCGAAAUCGAUUUGUAUCUUCA
Arabidopsis thaliana (thale cress) is the source of this 2128-nucleotide messenger RNA. It is a transcript of the gene GATL4, whose product is annotated as galacturonosyltransferase-like 4. NCBI's taxonomy places the organism in Eukaryota, Viridiplantae, Streptophyta, Magnoliopsida, Brassicales, Brassicaceae. Gene Ontology annotation, biological process: pectin biosynthetic process. Gene Ontology annotation, molecular function: glycosyltransferase activity. The record is from RefSeq and is marked reviewed. The transcript has a single exon. Gene Ontology annotation, cellular component: Golgi membrane. The coding region runs from base 233 to 1288 and encodes 351 amino acids.